AUGUGGUACUUGCCGGUUUCAUGUACAACCGAGAUAACAAGCUCAAAUGUUAUACAGAAAAUAUUUUUAUAAUCUGUGGCUCGAAACAUGGUGUUGCAAUUCCAACUAUCGUGCACAGCGAGCUUAGCUUAUUCAUCUUCCUUGCAAUUUUUGGCGAGUAAUCUAAAUUCUUCUCUUUCCCCAUCUUAUUAUGGUAGUUUUAAAAGUGCUUCCUUCAAACUAUCCAACUCCACCGCUCACAUGAAUAAGAAUUAUCGAGGGAUUUGUGCACAAAGUAGGCAAGCUCCUUUCAAUAAAGAGGCAUACGAGGUAGAAAGGCUGCGACUCGACGCGCGAGCUCGGGAAGCCAUGAAAGCACACGAGAAGACGGAAAAAGAUGACAAUUCCAAAGCCUGGAAGUGGGAAAUUCGCAAGCGAAUUUGGGAUCUAAUGGAGAGGGAAAACAUUGCACAGAAUCCUCGUCCGGUUCACCAUCGUAUUCCUAACUUUGUCGGGGCCGCCGCUGCAGCUCAAUUGUUGGCCAGCUUGGAGGCAUUUGCCACUGCACAGUGUGUGAAGGUGAAUCCUGAUACACCACAAAAACAAGUCCGUUAUCUAACUUUAUCAGGUGGGAAGAAGCUCCUAACUCCUCAACCACGCUUAAGGACAGGAUUUUUUUCCAUCUUGGAUGCUACAAUGUUGCCACUAGGAGCCAUACAUGAAGCCUGUACUUCAGCAGGAGUUGCAAAGCAUGGGAAACCCAUUGGUUUGGAUGCAACACUUAAAGUAGAUUUGAUUGUGAUUGGAUCCGUUGCUGUUGACCCGAGGACAGGUGCAAGGCUUGGGAAAGGGGAGGGGUUUGCUGAGCUUGAGUAUGGAAUGCUACGGUACAUGGGAGCUAUAGAUGACAAAACCUUGAUUGUCACUUCUGUGCAUGAUAAACAGUUGGUUGAGGACAUUCCUGUAGAGAAACUUCUCAUACACGAUGUUCCAGUUGAUGUGAUCUGCACUCCUACUCAAAUUAUCCAUACAAAUACAACCAUCCCAAAGCCUCAAGGUAUUUAUUGGGACAGAUUAUCACCAGAAAAGCUUGGGCAGAUUAAGAUUCUUAGGGAACUGAAGAAACGCAUUGAAGAGAAAACUGGCCAACCACUUCCUUGUGGACCUUCGGAGAAGCUUCCUCCCACUGCUGAACGGAAAAGUACGAGGUUAUUUUAGCACACCUUGCCAGGUUGGUCUUUUUUUGUGUGCUCUAUAUUGUCUAUUCUAAAAGUUCAUAGAUGGUUCUCUUGUAGAGCUAUAGCAAUUAUCCAAGAUUGAAAAAAAAUUGCAAUCAGAGUUUGGUAGAUCUGCAGUAUUUAGAAAUGUAAACCAUUGUGCUUGGUCAGCUGGUAUUUUGAUGAAAUGAUCAUGGUGGUAGGAUGUGAACAAAUAUUUUUAGGGUUUGAAAUUUCCAUGAUCCUCUUCUUAUCGUCAACUUCAUCUUAUUUGAAAGGGAUGAUUCUUACAUUGAUCACCAAAGAAAUGCUAUGUAGCCACAUGUAUUUGGCAUAUAUAUUCUUUAUCAGUUGGCACAUGAUGCAAUUGUGCAACCACAUGUAUUUGGCACAAUGUCUAUUUAUUGGAACAUGAUGCAACUAUUACAAGCAUAUGAUUUGACUUCCAUGCCAUUGUAGUAAAAUCAUAGGCAAUUGCUUAAGUGUUAUUUGUACCAGUAUGCCAGCUGGGAAUUCUGGUAGUGUCAGUCAAUUUACAUUGCAGCAUGGACUGGAAAAUCUACUAGCAGAUAAUCCUUGCAGCUCACUUCCAGGAUAUGGUUCCCA
This is a messenger RNA of Cryptomeria japonica (Japanese cedar), 1802 nucleotides long. Its product is annotated as 5-formyltetrahydrofolate cyclo-ligase-like protein COG0212. The coding region runs from base 88 to 1197 and encodes 369 amino acids. Lineage: Eukaryota; Viridiplantae; Streptophyta; Pinopsida; Cupressales; Cupressaceae. The record is from RefSeq and is a predicted model, not a curated record. The transcript has 7 exons. Gene Ontology annotation, cellular component: cytoplasm.